UUUGUUUUCAGAAUUAUCUACAAAUUAAAUAAAUAAAGAUGAACAACUACAAAAUGAGAAUUGAAGAUCAAAAAGUACAAAUAACUGAAAUUCUUCAAAUCUUUAUGUCUGCCCGCGAAAAUGAUUCUGGAAAAUGGAAAGAUUGCGGAUUAGAUAUGAUACGCAACAAGAUAAAUGAGAAAUAUAUGGCCCAAUCAGGGCUUGGAUCUCAAGUUAAAUUGUCCGGUUUAUUGAGUAAGGACGGCAAGCUGUCGAGUCGGAAAAUGAAAUCGUCAAAGCUCUUGAAAAGAUGCCGAAUGCAUGACUUAAACGAGGCACUUGACGAUCUGCGAGCUGUAAUUCCAUAUGCUCACGGGGGUUCCGUGAGGAAGUUGAGCAAGAUUGCUACGUUGCUUUUGGCUAAAAAUCAUAUCAUCAUGAAGGCAAAAGCGAUUGAGGAGCUCAGUGUAUUGGUCUCCCAGUUGAAGCAGAAAUCGGAAAAUUCUAAGAACUUGAACAAAUCCGUGAAGCCAUCAAGCGACCAUGUAGACUAAAGUUUUAAAAUUUUUCAAUCAAUAAAUUUUAUUCCGCAUGAUUUCGUUUGUUUUUCACUUCGGUUGAAAAUUUAAAUUAUUCAACUGUUUCCAUACUUUGAUAAAAAGUAACUUUAA
Caenorhabditis elegans is the source of this 650-nucleotide messenger RNA. RefSeq names its product BHLH domain-containing protein (gene hlh-31). Gene Ontology annotation, cellular component: nucleus. The record is from RefSeq and is marked reviewed. The transcript has 3 exons. Gene Ontology annotation, molecular function: protein dimerization activity. NCBI's taxonomy places the organism in Eukaryota, Metazoa, Nematoda, Chromadorea, Rhabditida, Rhabditidae. Bases 39 to 533 code for a protein of 164 amino acids.